AAGAAGAAGAAGAAGAAGAAACUCAACCCCGAGCCGGAGAAAGUACUCUGUGUGUGUGCGCGCGAGCGCCGGGACAACGGCGUGGAGGGGGGAACAAUAAGUAGCGGACUGUACUGGACUGCCCUGGAAGUUACCUGCCCUGCAGCAGCAGCAGGAGAAGAAGGGUUUCAGUUGCAGACCUCCGCAGGCUGGUGCUUUUUGGACGAGUUUUUUUUUUCCCCCCCCUCCCUCCCCCUCUCAAUUUUUUUCAAACCGCAAACGGAUGUGAAGCGAGGAAGGUGUUUCUUUCUACUCCUAAACUCAGACCCUCCUCUCUGUUCCUUCCAAGCCUAUUUGGCCGAACGCUUUUGAAAAAUCAUCAUAAUAAUAGAAGGCAAGGGAAAGGAGUUGCUUGAUGUUUGAGUGAGAUGGACGUGAGGUUUUAUCCACCGCCCCAGCCCGCCGCCGCCCCCGAUACUCCCUGUUUGGGACCUUCUCCCUGCUUGGAUCCCUACUACUGCAACAAGUUUGACGGUGAGAACAUGUAUAUGAGCAUGACAGAGCCGAGCCAGGACUAUGUGCCAGCAAGCCAGUCUUACCCUGGCCCAAGUCUGGAAAGUGAAGACUUUAACAUUCCUCCGAUUACACCCCCUUCGCUCCCUGAUCACUCACUGGUGCACUUGAAUGAGGUCGAGUCCAGUUACCACUCUCUGUGUCAUCCGAUGAAUCAUAGCAGUCUGCUUCCAUUUCAUCCCCAAAACAUGGACCUACCAGAAAUCACAGUAUCCAACAUGCUGGGCCAGGAUGGAACGCUGCUUUCAAACUCCCUCUCAGUGAUAAAUGGAGGAGAGAAACGGCCUGCCUCUGACUUGGGCAAGAAACCAAAAACUCCCAAAAAGAAGAAGAAGAAGGAUCCAAAUGAACCCCAGAAGCCUGUAUCUGCCUAUGCGUUAUUCUUCCGAGACACACAGGCAGCCAUCAAAGGCCAAAACCCAAAUGCUACAUUUGGUGAAGUCUCUAAAAUUGUAGCUUCAAUGUGGGAUGGUUUAGGAGAGGAACAAAAACAGGUCUACAAAAAGAAAACCGAAGCAGCAAAGAAGGAGUACCUGAAGCAGCUAGCUGCUUACAGAGCAAGCCUCGUAUCCAAGAGCUACAGUGAACCAGUUGACGUUAAGGCAUCUCAGCCCCCUCAGCUGAUCAAUUCCAAACAGUCAGUGUUCCAUACGCCCACCCAACCUCACUCGGCACUCUAUCUUAAUUCCCACUACCAUCAGCAAACAGGGAUUAAUCCUCACAUCACUGCCAUGCAUCCCAGUCUCCCCAGGAAUAUAGCCCCCAAGCCCAACAACCAAAUGCCAGUGACUGUUUCUAUAGCCAACAUGGCUGUGUCUCCUCCUCCUCCUCCCCUUCAAAUCAGCCCACCUCUUCACCAACACCUCAACAUACAGCAACACCAGCCAAUUACAAUGCAGCAGCCAAUUGGAAACCAACUACCAAUGCCGGUCCAGUCUGCCUUACACUCACCAACAAUGCAGCAAGGAUUUGCUCUCCAGCCUGACUAUCAGUCGAUUAUCAACCCCACAUCUACGGCUGCACAAGUUGUUACCCAAGCAAUGGAGUUUGUGCGCUCAGGGUGCAGAAAUCCUCCAGCACAGACUGUGGACUGGAAUCACGACUACUGUAGUAAUGGGGGCAUGCAGAGAGACAAAGCAUUGUACCUUACCUGAAAAUUGGAAAAACCUCUUCUUUCCACUGAGGAAUGCAGGGAAGUUGUUUCAUCAUGGAUUGCUUUGUGCCAUCAAGGCAGUUCUGCAUUUUAUUAGAAAAUACAAGUUGCUAAGCACUUAGGACUAUUUGAGCUUGUGGGUCACCCACUCUGGAAAAAGAUAGUCAUGCUUCUUUCUUUAUUGUUUGAUUCUUUUUUUUUUUCCUGAAAUCCUUUACGGACAUUGUUUUUUCUUCUUCCCUGAAGGAAACUUGGACCAUUCAGAUUUUAUGUUGGGUUUUUUUUUUUGCUGUGAAGUGCUGCGCUAGUAACUGCCUUAGCAACUGUAGAUGUCUUGGAUAAAAGUCCUGGAUUUUCCAUUGGUUUUCAUAAUGGGUGUUUAUAUGAAACUACUAAAGACUUUUUAAAUGGCUUGAUGUAGCAGUCAUAGCAAGUUUGUAAAUAGCCUCUAUGUUACACUCUCCUAGAGUAUAAAAAUGUGAAUGUUUUUGUAGCUAAAUUGUAAUUUGAAACUGGCUCACACCAGUUUAUUGAUUUCACGAAAGGGGUUAAAUUGGCAAACAUUCAUAUUUUUACUUCAUUUUUAAAACAACUGGCUAAUAGUUCUAUAUUUUCAAAGUAUUUGGAAAAAAAGAUGUUCCCAAAUGAUUUUGAUUUAAAAACAAAUUGGCUUUGUCUCAUUGGGCAGACCAAAAUGGUGUUGGGGGAAGUGCAAACACAUUUAUUUUGUACUGCAGAGAAAAAAAAAUGCUUUCUUUUGUAUCACUUUUUGUGUAAUGGUUAGUAAAUGUCAUUUAAGUCCUUUUAUGUAUAAAACUGCCAAAUGCUUACCUGGUAUUUUAUUAGAUGCAGAAACAGAUUGGAAACAGCUAAAUUAUAACCUUUACAUAUGGCUCUGUAUUAUUGUUUCUUCAUACUGUGUCUGUAUUUAAUCUUUUUUUAUGGAACCUGUUGGGCCUAUUUAUGAAAUAAUAAAUAUAGGUGUUUGUAAGUAAAUUUGUUAGCAUUUUAAAGAGGGUUUCUUUGAUGUUUUAACUUUUGCUGGCAAAAAAAAAAAAAUAUUCACACCUGGUGUGAAUACUUUAUUAUUUAGUUUUUACAGUGACAUGAAUAAAGCCAAACCUGCUUUUCAUUUAGCAGCCAAUGAAAGUAACCCAUCUUAUUUCUGCAUUUCUUCAGUUGAUUCUAAAGGAAAAGAGCUUCCCCUCUCAUUACAAUGUAACAGGGAAUUACCCUCAACUAACACACAGGCAGGAAUCGAACCAACAGAAACAAAAGGUCCCUCGUCUGUAGAGAGUUGCUUCGUGGAUCUCAGUCGGUUUUAGCCAACAAGGUAAAUUAUUUUUUUUGAAAGAUUCUGACAAGGCUAGAGUUUCUCCAACUGCCUUCAGUAGAAGUCCAGAUUGCAUAGAACAACUGAGUGACAUAGGAGGGAGUGAAGGAGGAAAUGUAACUGUUUAAAUGCACCCUCCAUUAAGAGAUAAUUAGGCAGUGGGGAAAAGGACUGAAAACAGACCCCUAAAUGGGUUAACUCCAUGCUGGCCUUUGCUCUCCACCUGCGCCUCCUCCCACUUCCUUUACUCUUCCUACCUGUGAGCCCCUUGGGGACUGGGGACUGUGUCUAUAUCUCAUCUGUGAGCUUCUUUCCCAGCGCUUAGCCCAGUGCUUUGCACACAGUAGGCGCUUAGUAAAUACUACUAGAGCAUCCUCCUCCCCUCCCUUCCUCUCCCCCCCACCACCCCGGGAAGUCCUGUGGCCUUUGGAAAGCUGGUCCCCAUGUCGGUGAGGAGGCAGUGAGACUCCGUUGAAGGUUUGAGGGGCUUUUAGAUCAAGUGAGCUAGCAAAGCCAGCCCCUUUCAGGGGAUUGCAUCCAGGAAGCUGUUCUAGUGGGUAAUUAAUCAAGGGCAUGGAUGAUGUCUCUUUCAUGCGUGUGAAAUAAAGUUAACGAUUUAACUAAAUACCAAUAUAUGCUUUGUGUAAUCCAGUCAGAAUUCAAAAGACAAAAAGGUAUGCUUGCUUUGGAAUGAUUUUAGGCAUUGUACAACCUUGAAUCACUUGAGCAUGUAAUAACUAAUAAAUAAUGCAGAUCCGAUGUGAUUAUUAAAAUGACUGUAGCUGAGAGCUCUAAUUUUCCUGUCUUGAAACUGUAUAAGAACUCAUGUGAUUAAGUUCACAGCUUAUUGUUUGUCUGUUUAGUAUUUUAGUAAUAUACCAGCACUACUAAUUACCUAAUGUCUUUUAUUUAUUAUAUUAUGAUAAAGUAAAAUUUUCACUCGCAUUAAUUCCAAAAUUAGAAGGUAAUUACUGGGAGCAGAACACUCUGUUCUGACUGUGACAGGCAGUUUUUACAGGAAAGCACUAUGUUGUUUACAUCUUUUCUAGAGCAGGUGUACAGCCAGAGGAGAAAAAAAAAAUAUGUUAAAAUUCAGUAUCUGAGCAACAUACCAAAUACAGUUAAAACAAAUGUAAAUAAAAGAAAAUACAUCGUGAAUAAAAGUAU
This is a messenger RNA of Tachyglossus aculeatus (Australian echidna), 4205 nucleotides long. RefSeq names its product thymocyte selection associated high mobility group box (gene TOX). Gene Ontology annotation, cellular component: nucleus. NCBI's taxonomy places the organism in Eukaryota, Metazoa, Chordata, Mammalia, Monotremata, Tachyglossidae. Gene Ontology annotation, molecular function: chromatin DNA binding. The record is from RefSeq and is a predicted model, not a curated record. Gene Ontology annotation, biological process: regulation of transcription by RNA polymerase II; leukocyte differentiation. The transcript is spliced from 8 exons. The coding region runs from base 408 to 1706 and encodes 432 amino acids.